Liolophura sinensis is the source of this 2317-nucleotide messenger RNA. Its product is annotated as 2-hydroxyacyl-CoA lyase 2-like. Gene Ontology annotation, molecular function: flavin adenine dinucleotide binding; acetolactate synthase activity; magnesium ion binding. Lineage: Eukaryota; Metazoa; Mollusca; Polyplacophora; Chitonida; Chitonidae. The record is from RefSeq and is a predicted model, not a curated record. Gene Ontology annotation, biological process: L-valine biosynthetic process. Gene Ontology annotation, cellular component: acetolactate synthase complex. The transcript has 16 exons. The coding region runs from base 1 to 1905 and encodes 634 amino acids.
AUGGCGGCCGGUCACACCAUGGAAGACGUGCAGGCGAUGCUGAAGAAAUAUGUUCUUCCAGUCGGUUUGUCAGCAGCUGCCUUUGGAGUUUUAAUAGUGCUAAAGCGUCUUGGAAUAAUAUAUCAGCUAUUCCAUAAGGUAGAUACAAAUUCAAAAAAACAUGGAGGAGAAAUUGUUGCUGAUGUUUUAAAAGCGCAUGGUGUGAAGAAUAUUUUCACUCUUGUUGGAGGUCACAUAUCACCUAUUUUGGUAGCCUGUGAAAAACUUGGAAUUAGAGUUGUUGACACGAGACAUGAGGCGACAGCGGUAUUUGCUGCAGAUGCCGUGGCGCGCUUGUCUGGGACCGUGGGAAUUGCUGCCGUCACAGCAGGGCCAGGUCUGACGAACACGGUGACAGCUGUGAAGAAUGCCCAGAUGGCCGAGUCACCUGUCCUGGUUAUGGGGGGAGCUGCUGCAACCCUUCUCAAGGGCAGAGGAGCACUUCAGGACAUUGACCAGAUGUCCCUGUUUAAACCUCUGUGUAAGUUCUGUGCGACUGUGAAUAGUGUGAGAGAGAUCGGCCCCACAGUGAGGAAGGCCCUACAGGCGGCCCAGUCAGGGACACCUGGCCCGGUCUUUGUGGAGUUCCCCAUAGAUGUUCUGUACCCAUACAGUAUUGUGAAGAAGGAGAUCGGGAUGAAGGAUGGAGGCCCUACAAGUCUGGGUCAAAAGGUCAUUAACUGGUACCUACAAAACCACCUGAACAAUUUGUUUGCUGGUGCAUUUGAAGCGCGGGACACUCAACCCCUGCCUGUGGAACUCCCCUUAGCCAGCCGCUCCCAAGUUCAGAAGUGUGUAGAGUUGAUCUCUAAAGCCAAGAGGCCUGUGAUAUUGUUAGGAAGCCAGGCUACACUACCCCCCACCCCGGCCGAUGACCUCAAGGCAGCUUUAGAGAGUCUGGGAAUUCCAUGUUUUCUGGGAGGGAUGUCCAGGGGCCUUCUGGGUAGGAAGAGCCCUAUACAAGCUCGGCAGCAGCGCCGUGAUGCCCUGAAGGAAGCGGAUGUGGUCGUGAUGGCAGGUGCUGUUGCUGACUUCAGAUUAGGAUAUGGACGUGUACUGAGUAGAAAAUCCAAAAUCAUCGCUGUCAACAGAAAUAAGGAGCAGCUUUAUAAAAACUCUGACAUGUUUUGGAAGCCACAUGUGGCUGUCUUGGCUGAUGUGGGCAGUUUUGUUGUAAGUCUGAGCAAAGGUCUGAAGGGGUACAGAUGUGAUCCUGACUGGCUGGCCAAAUUACAGCAACGGGAUGAAGACAAAGAGAGAGCUAACAGGGACAAGGCUAACGAAAAAACAGCUAUUCAUUUGAACCCUCUGAAGGUGUUGCAUGUUGUGGAGGAAAUGUUAGAUGAUGACAGUAUUAUAGUGGCUGAUGGAGGAGACUUUGUGGGCAGUGCUGCAUACAUCCUCAGACCACGUGGACCUUUGAGGUGGCUGGACCCUGGAGCGUUUGGUACCCUCGGGGUUGGGGGUGGGUUUGCCCUGGGGGCCAAACUGUGUCGCCCAGAAAGUGAGGUCUGGGUCAUCUAUGGGGACGGCUCUCUGGGCUACAGUGUAGCAGAAUUUGAUACCUUCACCAGACACAAGACGCCAGUGAUUGCUGUGGUGGGAAAUGAUGCUGGCUGGACCCAGAUUGCCAGAGAACAAGUACCGAUGUUUGGGAGUGAGGUGGCCUGUAAUCUAGCUUUCUGCGAUUAUCACACAGUUGCCGAGGGUUACGGAGGUAAAGGAUUAAUCCUGGACUGUUAUAAUGAGGACAAAAUGGUGGAUGUCAUUCAGGAGGCCAAGGACAAAUGUCGUCAGGGAGACAGCGUGUUGCUCAACGUUUUGAUUGGCAAGACCAACUUCAGAGAAGGCAGUAUAUCUGUGUGAAUGGGUCCACCUAUUUACUCUAUAAAAUCGGAGACAAGUUUGAUCUGUAUUGAAUGAAUAUGAUAUCUCAAGUGGAUAGUGGACCUCAUUAUUAAACAGUAGCAUUUACUUGAUUCUUUGAAAUGACGAAGCUUAAUUUCCUGCUCAGGUAAAAAUGCUGACUUGAAGUACAUGGAUUUGGGUACAGGUGUGUGAACUUCUGGAAAUAAUGAUGCAUUUAGUAUUAUUGGGUAAAGGACCAUAAAAUAUGAAUGCAUUUGACAUAUCCAUCGAUUAUAAAUCUUGCCAUCUGCAUCCUUUACCUAUAUUGUAUUUACGUUCGUUAGGGCAUUUUGUUACAUUUUGAUUGGGUGAUAACAAUACCAAGUUGAUUAUCAGGAUAUACAUUAUCCAUGUAUACUAUAGUAUCGUA